AUUAGCGUUGAAACUAGACGGUGGCCCGACCUUAAAGGGGAGGGAGCCGAGGAACCUCCCCUCCCCCUGGAGUCUUUUAAUAUUAGACGGACCUGCGCCUGCCCCUUUAAGGGCGGGGCGUCUGACGACGGAAUCUGAGUUUCAGAUAACUCGGAGUUUCCGUCGCAGGCUGCAAGAAAAGGCUGCCUGACUGGGUCCGGGCGCUCGGCGGACGGCGGCGGUGGCCUCCCUCCAUCCCCCGCUCGUCCUCCCCGGGCCCGGAGGGACCCCCUACUCCAGUCAUGCUGAGCAGAGUAUGGAAGCAGCUGACUACGAGGUGCUAUCCGUGCGAGAGCAACUCUUCCACAACCGCGUCCGCGAGUGCAUCAUCUCAGUACUUCUGUUUGCCACACUCUACAUCCUCUGCCAUAUCUUCCUGACCAGAUUCAAGAGGCCUGCUGAGUUCACCACAGUGGAUGAUGAAGAUGCCACUGUCAACAAGAUUGCACUGGAGCUGUGCACCUUUACCCUGGCAGUUGCCCUGGGUGCUGUCCUCCUCUUGCCCUUCUCCAUUAUCAGCAACGAGGUUCUGCUCUCACUGCCACAGAACUACUACAUCCAGUGGCUCAAUGGCUCCCUUAUCCAUGGUCUCUGGAACCUCGUUUUUCUCUUUUCCAAUCUGUCCCUCAUCUUCCUCAUGCCAUUUGCAUAUUUCUUCACGGAAUCUGAGGGCUUUGCUGGCUCCAGAAAGGGUGUCCUAGGUCGGGUCUACGAGACGGUGGUGAUGUUGAUUCUCCUCACUCUGCUUGUGCUGGGCAUCGUGUGGGUGGCAUCAGCCAUUGUAGAUAAUAACAAGGCCAGCAGGGAGUCACUUUAUGACUUCUGGGAGUACUACCUCCCCUAUCUUUACUCCUGCAUCUCCUUCCUUGGUGUCCUGCUGCUCCUGGUGUGUACACCGCUAGGUCUUGCCCGCAUGUUCUCGGUCACUGGAAAACUACUGGUCAAACCCCGGCUACUAGAAGAUCUUGAAGAACAGCUGAAUUGCUCAGCCUUUGAAGAAGCAGCUCUGACCCGCAGGCUCUGUAAUCCCACCUCCUGCUGGCUGCCUUUAGACAUGGAGCUGCUACACAGACAGGUUCUGGCUCUGCAGACACAAAGGGUCCUUCUGGAGAAGCGGUGGAAGGCUUCAGCCUGGCAGCGGAACCUGGGCUACCCUUUGGCCAUGCUGUGCUUGCUGGUGCUGACGGGCCUGUCUGUGCUCCUUGUGGCCAUCCAUAUCCUGGAGCUGCUCAUUGACGAGACUGCCAUGCCACGGGGCAUACAGGAUGCAUCUCUGGGCCAGGUCUCAUUCUCCAAGCUGGGCUCUUUCGGUGCUAUCAUCCAGGUUGUACUAAUUUUUUACUUGAUGGUGUCCUCUGUUGUGGGCUUCUAUAGCUCUCCUCUGUUCUGGAGCCUGAGGCCCAGGUGGCAUGACACAGCCAUGACACAGAUAAUUGGGAACUGUGUCUGCCUCCUGGUCCUAAGCUCAGCACUUCCUGUCUUCUCUCGAACUCUCGGGCUGACUCGCUUUGACCUGCUGGGUGACUUUGGACGCUUCAACUGGUUAGGCAAUUUCUACAUCGUCUUUCUCUACAAUGCAGCCUUUGCUGGCCUCACCACACUCUGUCUGGUGAAGACCUUCACUGCAGCUGUGAGGGCAGAGCUGAUCCGAGCCUUUGGGCUGGACAGAUUGCCACUGCCUGUCUCCGGUUUUCCCCGGGCAUCUAGGAAGAACCAGCACCAGUGACCUCCAGCUGGGGGGUGGGAGGGAGAAAACUGGACACUGCCAUCUGCCACCUAGCCCGGGAGGCAAGCCCAAGUUGGACCUCAAGUUCUGGAAUCUGAGUGUUGGUGGCAGAGGGGAGCUGAGCCUUCUGCACUGUGGGCAUAAUCUGAGCCAUAGUUUGGGACCAGGCUUCCUGCUUUUUCAGACUUCACUGGCCUCAGCACACAGUGGAGAUCUGUGAGGAUCCAGUUCCUGGUCCCAAAUCCGUUUACACAUCAGUCUGCCUCACUGCUCUUCCAGGCCUUGCCUGAAGCAUUGUUUACAUGAGUUGAUGUGCAAUAGGGUGGGUAGGAGUGGGAGGGGCUGGGCCUGGCAUAGCUUCCAGAGGCUGGUUGUCUACCUUGUCUCUGGUCCAGCGGAGUGUAGCACUGUGCUGUCCCGGAGGGGCUUUGAACCACUGGAGAGAUCAAGGGCGCAGGGAGGAAGAGGCCGCACCCAUCAGCAAUAAACUUGAUCCCAGAA
Molecule: messenger RNA, 2266 nt
Organism: Jaculus jaculus (lesser Egyptian jerboa)
Lineage: Eukaryota; Metazoa; Chordata; Mammalia; Rodentia; Dipodidae
Gene: Lmbr1l
Product: limb development membrane protein 1 like
Exons: 17
Coding region: 296-1765 (489 amino acids)
Biological process (GO): receptor-mediated endocytosis; signal transduction
Molecular function (GO): transmembrane signaling receptor activity
Source: RefSeq, a predicted model, not a curated record